This is a messenger RNA of Leptopilina heterotoma, 2053 nucleotides long. RefSeq names its product ionotropic receptor 21a (gene Ir21a). Gene Ontology annotation, cellular component: membrane. The transcript has 9 exons. NCBI's taxonomy places the organism in Eukaryota, Metazoa, Arthropoda, Insecta, Hymenoptera, Figitidae. The record is from RefSeq and is a predicted model, not a curated record. Bases 688 to 2040 code for a protein of 450 amino acids. Gene Ontology annotation, molecular function: ligand-gated monoatomic ion channel activity.
ACUUUACAUUAAAGAGAAAAGGAUAGAAUGGAAAUGUCUUUGCCAUUUUCUACAAAAAAGCAAAUCGUGUUAGUGUAUCAUACUUAUUCCGAAGCGAAAUAAAAGCAAGAACCAAGUAUCCAGAUAAGGAGGCAAGAAAAGGGUUGCACAUAGUUACGCGUAACUCGGAGUUUUUAACGUAAAUUAUAUGUUUUUUUACAUUUGGUAAUUUGGUAAAAGUACGCAACUUGAAAUUUAACAGAAAAGGUUAAUUUCGUUAAUUUCUGAAUUGGUUUAUUUUUCCUUUACAUUCUGAAUAAGCGCAUGUUUUUGCUUUGUUUUUGGAAUCUGUAUGACAUUGCAGAUUGCACCGAUUGCACUAAACCGACGAAAUGAUAUUUUUAUCCUGUUCUUUCUCUUUUAAGUUUACGAUUUAUUGUUUUUGUUUUCACUCUAUCUAAAUUUUAAAGUAAUAAAACUUUCACUGCUGAUAAAAAACUUCAAACCACUGUGCAGGAAUCGACUUAUUUACUCUACACUCAUAAGCUAUAUUCAGACGGAAGUGGCGCAAGUGAACCAAUUUUACUGUCAGCCUGGAACUCAAAUUUUUUGACCCAACCAAAACAGAAUUUGUUUCCCGAUAAGCUGGGCGGAGGAUUCAAAGGUCACCGAUUACUUAUUUCAACAGCGCACAAGCCUCCGUUUACAAUGCGAAAAUCAAUUCAGGGAAUCUAUGAUACAGAAUGGGAUGGAAUUGACAUCCGAGUUUUACGAUUGCUUGGUGAAAAUCUAGGUUUUGCUGCAGAAUUUCGAGAUCCUGCAUCAUCAAUGCCCAGUGAAACCGAGUCCAUAAUAAAUGACAUUUCUGAAGAUGAGGCACCUGUUGCAGUGGGUGGAGUUUAUCAAACGUCAGAUCUAUUGGCACAUUUUGAUACCCCUUUCUCAUACCUGUCAGACUGCGCUUCUUUUAUAUCCUUAUCAUCUACAGCCUUACCCAAGUACCGAGCUGUACUCAGACCAUUCCAAGAUACAGUCUGGAUACUUUUGUGUGUGGUUUAUAUCAUAGCUAUAAUUCCAUUUACACUAAACAGCGAUUACACUUUCCUGUCGUUGAUUAAGCAUCCAUCAGGAUUAAACCAUAUGUUUUGGUUCGUAUUUUGCACGUUUACUAACGCAUUUGACAUGAAAAAUCCACUGCUGACUAGAGGUCUGGGAAAACAUCCAACUUCAAUUCUUAUUGGAAUUUACUGGAUAUUUACAAUUAUCAUUACAACGUGUUAUACAGGUUCUCUCAUCGCUUUUAUAACCAUACCAGAUUACCCUCCUGCUAUUGAAAGUGCUCAACAACUUUUAAAAAAACAUUAUAGAAUUAGUACUUUAGAUCAUGAUGGAUGGGAAAAAUGGUUUACAUCUGAAAAUAUGGAGGAUCAAAUAGCCAAAAAUUUACUGAAAUCUGUCGAAUUAGUUCCUAGUGUUUCUGAAGGCGUAAAAAAUGCAAGUCGAGCUUUCUUCUGGCCGUAUGCUUUUUUAGGUUCACGUACUGCUCUUGAAUAUUCCGUGCAGACGGAGUUAUCACCAAAUUGGAAGAGCAAAAGGUCACUCAUGCAUAUUAGUGAUGAAUGUUUCGUGCGAUUUGGGGUCACUAUUGUUUUGAAAUCUCAGUCUUUCUACACUGAGCCAUUCAAUAAAGUAAUUCUUCGAGCAAAACAAAGUGGAUUGAUUCGUAAGAUUCAGAGAGACAUUGAAUGGGAUGUGCAAAGGUCAAGCACGGGAAGAUUCCUGCAGGUGAUUAAAGGAUACACUUCUUCUCUGCCGAUCGAAGAAAGAGAAUUGGUCUUGGAUGAUACACAGGGAAUGUUUUUGGUCCUGAGUUCCGGCUUUUUAAUUGCAAUACUUUCACUUUUGUCGGAGUAUUUUUGUCACCUAAUUAUGACAGAUUGUGGUAAAAAAUUAAAAGUCGAAAUCAUUCAAGAUUUUGAUGAAAAGAAAGAUUGGUCGCCAAAUUUAACAGAUGAUAUGAUUAUGUCAAUUAGAUCCAUUACAGCCAGGAAAAGUAUAUAAGUAGGCAUUAAAA